UGAAGAAGAUGGUGCCAAUGGGGUUUUCUGCAAUUUUACGGUUUCUAAUUUUGUUAGCAAGUGCGCGCCGCGCUGUCUUUUCUAUGCGAUCUGCGAUGUGCGAUCUGCACACAGUAACAGCGCCUUUUCAUUUUCAUUUUCACCGUUUGCUUGAGUUUUGAAUUAAGCAUUUACUUGUACGAAUAAUUAUUGCAUUCGUUGAUUGGGAUUAAUCAUGAAAUCAUUUCGUGAAUCCGAGUGUCUACAUACACACACACAUAUCGUGUAUGCAACAACUUCAUCACAACAACAUCUGCCGACAACUAACAUUCUGCUUCGUGUAUUUUCAAUUACAGGUUGAUUACAGAUAAACACACACACAUACACCCACAGCCGCCCGCAUACGUGUGCUUAGCUGCGUGUUGGCGCGCGCCGCCGUUUCGGUGGAACUUUCCUUUUAAUCGCCGCGGUCUUUAUGCUUUCCGCUGCGAUUUUCCACACAGUUAUGUUUUGUGUUCGCAAUGUGUCAGAAGUCGCACAGUUUUGGCUGAGAAUUGCAAUCGCGCUGAGCUAAUCAUUACUGGACUUUGAGGAGUUGAGUCGAAACAGACGGGUGUCAGGAAGGAUAUUCGACACGGAGUGUGGCCACUUAUAGAAAAUGUUUCUGAAGGAUCUGAUACCGUAUGCGAAAUUGGAUACUUUCAGAGAGGAAUUGCUGAAGCAGCGUAACUUUGUAAACCUGGGCCUUUUCACCUGGAUCGUCGGAAUGUUACUCAUGUGCAUUAUAUUUAUGUCCCUGAUGAUAGUGAAGGUUGCAUCCACUGCUGAAUAUAACCAGAACCAAACCGCAGCACUGCGCACGCGCAACAUACAGAGCUACAACCCAACAAGCGGCGACACAACGCUGCCCACUGUGGUGCAGAUUGAUGGUCAGGAAGUGCAGCUGCGCACCGAGUUGCCAGCAACGCAUGCGGUGCAGCCGCGAACGCGACCGUUGAGAACGCCAAAUCACAACAAAAUCGACGGCUUGGAGGAGAUGCGCGCUCAGGCGCACUUGCAGCAACAACAGCAACUACAACAAUACGAACAGCAACAACAGCAGCAUGAGCAAGAGGAAAAGCUGCAUGCCACCGGCGAAAGCACCGAAACGGCGUACUUACUAGAGCGUGCCGAUGUUGGCGUCGGUGGAGAGGCUGCUGGUGGCGGCACCAGUUCGGUAUAUGAACAGCCGAUUUAUGGCACAUGGCGUACGAAAGCGAGACGACCGCAACCGAUACCGUUUAUUGGCGCCGCAGCUAGUGGUGGCGGCGCUCCAUUCAAUAUGGGAGAUGAGGGGCGGCUCAAUGGUAUUGACAGCGAAUAUCGGCCAAAUGCGAAUAUUGGCGCUGGACGUCAGCGGCAAUCCAUGCAUCUGUACGAGCAAUUACCGCGACGUUCGUCUACAAUGACUCCAGUGCGUAGUGAUCUGCGUGAUCAGAUACCACGACCACCGCGUCUCACCUCACGACAACCUUCGAUGUUGCUUAGCAGGCGUCAAUACAUCGACAUACCGAUCAAUUCGACAUUUCCAAACGAGGAGAAACCGAAACCCUUUCACUUUCCUCAUGAUGGUCCCUUGCCGCAGGAGUUCAAGAAGGCACAAGAGGCGCAUGGCGACGUGAGAAAUAUACAAGAUAUAUUACAUCAAUUACAGUUGGGAAGUGGACCGAGUAAAGUUCCGCCCAUGGUUAUGAUGCCAACGGGCUUGCAUAUCGCCGGCUCACUGAGAAAUCUCAAGUCAAGCGGAAUAGCGAAUUUCUUCCGUGGCAAACGAAAUAAGAAACAAAUGCAAUUCUCCAUACCCAUGCCAAUACCGAUGAACAUGCAAAUGAUGAAACCCUUUCCCGCACCCAUCCUGAAUAUGAUGCCCCAUGCGCCGUAUCAGCAACGCAUUGCUAUGGAUCAGAUUUAUCCAUUCAAACCACGUUCACCGAACGAUAUCAACCUGCUGGCCUUGCAACUCCAGAGUAAUCUUUCGAAAAACAAAAAGAAGAACAAAAACAAUCCGAUAAUUGCAAACUCCAACAUGAUGUUACAGCAAUUCAGCAAUCAGCGCCCAUACGCCACGGAUCCUUACAUGACGGGAUAUCAGCCAUUGUUGGAGAUGAGUGACGUUCAGCGAGCAAAAAUGACACGAGUGCCCCUCAAAGUUAACCUCGAUAUCUACCCGAUGUUACCUCCCACAAGGGAUUUCAAACCUUCUGCUUUCACCUUCGACGAAGUAAAAAUGUCGUCGUCCACCCGCAGACCACAUACCGUUCGCAAUCCCUUUCUCGACCACUACUCUUUUCCAGUGAUGCCUUCUACGGCCGCCUAUGGUUUCAACCACGCAUAUGACCAACAGGGUUUUGCUCCAUUUAGAUUUCCAUCGUCUACGCAGCCCCAACUAGCGCCUCACAUGCCGCAACCGAGCAACAUGCAAAUCACUUUCCCCGACCAAAUUUCAAAGUCUCAAUUCCAAACACCCUUCAUGCCACUCGACAUUUCACAACACUUACCUAACUCAGGCGGCGUGAGUGCCAGCGGCGCGCCAAAUGGCUUUAAAGGCAAUCAGAAUGAAAUAAUGGUUCACCUGAAUCUUUUCCCGAAUCAGAAGCAGAAAGCACUACCGCCACCCACUUCCAAUAAUCCAUUUUAUAAUCCACCACAAAAUAUAAAUCGUAAUAUAAUAAUGGAGGAGGGAGAAUCUCUGUCACCGAUGGAGCCUCGUCAUCAGUCGCGUAACUCGAAUUCAACCAAUUCACCGGAGCAGCAAAUUUCGCGCAGUGACAGCUCCGAACCCGAGGCUCUGGUCGACUUUGAACAUCCUAUUGUGGCCGAGGAAGUGACCGAUCUGCCGCAUGCCGAAGCUUUAGUAAGCAACAAGUUGGACGUCGCGGAGAAUUCUACCGCUAAUUAUGAUCGCAUCGGUACACACAGCAGCUUCCAACGUCGCAGCGAUUCGGCGAGUGUCGAACAGUUGGCAUCGGAGGCUCAAGCUGCUUCGCUCUUUCGUUUCCCCGUGGAGGAUUUGAUCAAGUUUCAAGUCGACGAUGCGUUGUAAGUGGGAAGAAGACGAACACAUAUCAAACCGAUGUGUGAAUCAAUCGAACCAUUCACAAAUGUGCUGAACUUUGGUGUAGUGGGAAAGAGAUUACUUAUAUUCAUAAUUCUCUGAACAAUUGUGUAAUGCUUCAACAAUUUUUAAAGAAUAAGAACAAAAUUAUACGCGAAUAUUUGUUAGAAUUAGUGAUAAGAGAAGUUGUUUUCGUUAUUUAUUAUAUUGUUAUUAAUACAAAUGUACUAAUAUGUCUCAUUUAAUUAUGACAAAUAAAUGGUUAAGUUUUAAUAA
Molecule: messenger RNA, 3349 nt
Organism: Zeugodacus cucurbitae (melon fly)
Lineage: Eukaryota; Metazoa; Arthropoda; Insecta; Diptera; Tephritidae
Exons: 2
Coding region: 638-3061 (807 amino acids)
Source: RefSeq, a predicted model, not a curated record